AUGGCAGAUUCAAUUGCUCCCGGUAACCUCACACCGGAAUUGCUCAAGAUUUUGACGGAGUCGUCCGUAGACCGCGGUCUCACACCACUCACGAGUGUAGGUAUUCGAACUCCGCGUCCAGGAGAGGUACUUCAUCCGCUCAAAGGCUACAAAUUGCGAAGCGACAAGAAGCCUCGUAUGGAUUUGAGCGAAUACGAGCAGAAGUUUACUAUAAAAUUGAGAAAUCUCUUCAAGGAAGUGAUUAAUGGCAGCGCGAAUAAGCAGGGCAAAAAUUACACUGAGUCCAAAGUCGAGGAGCUCAUUAUCGAGUAUUUUCCCGAGUAUUUAAAAAUUGCUCACAUAUACCCAAAAGAUGAAAGUGAAGAAGAGCUCUAUUUGGAGAGAGCAAAAUCGUUCAUCGAAAGUAGAAUUCGCGUCUUUGGAGACGAUUUGACAUUUACCCACGAGUUUCGCAAAAUCGUCAAGCCCAAGGAAUAA
Messenger RNA from Caenorhabditis bovis, 477 nucleotides. The record is from the annotation of a GenBank genome assembly. Lineage: Eukaryota; Metazoa; Nematoda; Chromadorea; Rhabditida; Rhabditidae.